Molecule: messenger RNA, 5067 nt
Organism: Styela clava
Lineage: Eukaryota; Metazoa; Chordata; Ascidiacea; Stolidobranchia; Styelidae
Source: RefSeq, a predicted model, not a curated record
UUCAAGUUAGUAAUUUCAUUAUAAUACAACCAAAUAGCAAUCCAAUAUCGACAAAAAUUAUGGCGACAGCUGCAUCGGGCGGGAAUGAUGACUCGAAAAUGAUCGCAGAGUUGAGAGAGAAGUUUAACAAGAAAUUUGUUGAUCCUCCUUCUGCCCGACUCGCCAAAUUUGACGAACACGAUGUGAUGCGGAUUCAUAACGAUGACUUGCUUGCACUCUCGUUCCUUCAUUGGAAAAAAGAGGUUAUUGAUGACGCAGUUGAAUUAGCAGCAUCAUGCCUCGAGUGGCGAAAAGAAAAUGAAAUGAGAGAUAUCUCCGUUGAAAGUAUCGGACAGAAAUACAUGGAAAAGGGAAUAAUUUACGUUUAUGGAAGAGACCUAGAGGGACAUAGAGUCAUGUGCUUGAUCGGAAGAAUGCAAAAUAAGGAUGAAAAAGAUCAGAUUCGGCAGCUGUUAAUGUUCUGGCUGGAAAGAUUGCAGAGGUACGAACCUGGCCAGCAUGUUACCUUCAUUCUCGACACGAACAAAACUGCAAUGGGUAACGUUGACCUUGGAUUAAUUCGAUUCAUUAUCGACUCGUUUACGUCAUAUUUUCCUGAUUUAUUAGAAAAAAUCAUCAUUCUUGAUAUGCCUUGGAUUAUGAAUGCAAUUUGGAACAUAGUGAAGCAGUGGAUGAGCGAAGAACAACGUAGCAAAACUGUUUUCUGCAGUCGAAAAGAUUUGAAAAAAUAUAUUUCACCCGAUCAACUUCCGAAGUCAAUGGCUGGGACGGUCGACUGGACCUAUUCCUUCCCGCCGUUCCCAGACGAUUUAGGCCAAGAUCAUGACUUUAAAAAUGAUCCAAAUAACUUCAAAAAGAAAGAAGAAAAAGCUGAAGAAAAACCUGGUCCGUCAACAACUACUGAUGCUGUUCCUCUUGUAAACGGGGAGGUUACGCAAGAGCGAUCACCAGACAAUGGAGAUUUCAAUAACAACAACCAUAACGCUGAUGAAUCUUCAUCCACCACAAAUGUUAGGAAAAUUAUGCCGGUUAAGAAGCUAGCCAAAAACCCACCCGUAGAUAAGAAAGUGGUGUAUGCUGAAAAUGGGGAACCACAACUUCCCGUAACUAAGAGCUCCACCGAUAUGGACAUGAGAACAUCAACUCCGAUCAAGCAAGAUCCCUCUCUGAAGAAAUCUUCAGGCCAAGAACAGCAAACAAAUGGACAAAUAACAGGAUCAGAAAAAGUGAAGCCCCAGCGACCCAAUACAACAGACGGAAAACUAGAGAAGCAUGCGUCUAAUGUAUCAUUUCAAAGUGUUAAAGGAAUGGAUGAAUCAAGAAACGAUGCUUUGCCUCGAAUUGACAGCAGAAUUAAAGUGGAAACCGAUGAAAUAUUACUUGGUAACCAACUGGUUAUGAGCCCUGUAUCUGAGCUGACUUUCAAGCUUGAAGGAGAGCGCUUAGAAGGCUACAUGAGAAUUCGAAAUCCAAAUCCAGCCACCGACUUCGAAGAUCGAGUGUACGUGGCCUACAAAGUUAAAACUACGUCACCAGAGAGGUACCAUGUCAAGCCGAGUGUUGGAGUGGUCUCGCCAGGUGAAUCGAUCCAGAUUCGAAUUUAUUUGGAAACCGGCCAUGAAUCCGCAAUGCCGAAGGAUAGAUUUCUUCUACUGUACAAGCAGAUACCAGUCGAGGAUGGAAAGUCGCUCACUCACGGUGAAAUUGUUAAGUUUUGGAAACAGAACAGUGACAAGUCAUCACACUUUGAACACAGGCUCAGAGUCAAAGUUGACGACCCCAAAGUUCUAACCAGACAACAAAGCAAGGAUUCUGCCCAGGCCUCGGUGAUUCUCGAAGACUCCGGAAGUCAGUUCCAUUCAUUGGGUGAGAAAACACCAUCUAGUGGUACAGAAAUAUCACAGCUUCAGCAACAAAUUGGUUUGCUCACUAACAAGAUAUCGAGGCUUGAAAACGAUUCUCGCUGGAUGCGGAGAAGAAUGCGCCACAUGAUGGGGCUGUUGUUCAUCGUCAUUAUAUUAUUGUUUUUUCUGCUUUAUGAAAUCACAAUGGUGUCAUAUAGUCUGUCAUCUGCAAAUCAGUCAUGCUCGAGCGCUUCUUAAUGACGCAAUCAUGCAAGGGAUUAUAGAUUAAUUAUGAUACUGACUUAUAUGGAGAGACCGAAUCAAAUUUAAGGUGCUCCCGAAGUAUAUUUACCAAGAUGGCGCACAACCUGAACAUAGUAUGUGUACCAGGUUAUGAUUCAGAUUGUGCAUCAUCUUGGUACACAUACUUCCGAAGCACCAAAUUUAAUAACUAUGCAUUUUUCCAGUAAUUCCAGUUUUUUGUCUAUUUAAUAUUCAAUAUCGGGAUAGUGGAGUCGAUGAAAUAUUCAAUACAGUGGCGAUCUCAGGGUAUUCAUUUACGGCCCACGUAACGAUCAAAUAUGGCCAGCUGAAUAUAAGUGAAAUAGUUUAACGAAUGUUUUUUUUUCUUUUUGCGUACUAGAUACUGCAAUCGUUACAUCAUUAUCUACAGGCGCUCUCUGUCCCGCGAAUAUCCUUCCUUUUCUAAUUUUGGCUACUACUGGCUACUACUGAAGUCCAGAACCUUUUUAUUGGACUUGCGUAAUUUACUUGAGUAUAUCUGCGGAACAUAAUGCAUCAAAUUGUGUCACCCUUGGCUAGCUAUCAUCUAGGUAUGCAAAGCCAAACUAGGUUGUGUAAAAAGUGUGGACCUUCCGAAGUAUGCGCACAAGAUGGCGCACAACCUGAACUCAGGUUGUGUGUACCAGGUUGAGGUUCAGGUUGUGCGACAUCUUGGUGCGCAUACUUCAGGAGUACCAAAAUUGUUUCCGUUGCGCUGUAGUCAUUUGGGUGUAGAGUGUUUCUGGAUCUCAUGUGUGUGAAAAGCGUUUCUUUAAAAACAGUCAAUCUAGUAACGAAGAUAGACCCAAAACUGUACUCAACGAUUUCAAAGAAUUUUUUCCGAUUUGUCCGAAUUAGAAACUUCAUUUGUCUAAUUUGGACCUUUGAUAAACUUGUCAUCUGGUGCAAAGUCAGAAAUGAUGAAACUUCAUUCAUAGUAUUGUAUAAUAAGUUACACAGGUGUACAAAGUCUCUGAAAUGGGGGCUCCCGAAGUAUGCGAACCAAGAUGACGGACAUCGGAAUGUAAUAUGUGUACUAAGUUAGGGUUAGGCCAUAAUUUUAGCUAUAAAUACUACGGGAGGCUCUUGGCUAGCUUUCGAACUGAUAAUAGGACUAAAAUAAGGAAAAUUGGAAAAAAAUUAUCGCCUAACCCUAACCUGUUACCCAUGUUUACGUUCCAAUGUCCGCCAUCUUGGUUCACAUACUUUGGGAGCACCCUGAAAUGAUUAGAAUCUUUCUUUUUCUAACAGUUUCUUUUACUUUGGGUUUCAGCUUUAAUGCUAACCUUCUUGCGAGCAUACCUAAGCUAAACGUGAUGUGCUAUCUAUCAAAAAUACCUAAAACAAAUUGAAUAUUUAAUAUUCAAUAUAUUACAGCAAAAUGUUAAAAUUGAGAAAACAUAUAUUUUCAUUUGAAAACUGAACAUUUUGAGCGCUUGAUAUGAAAAUAGCAGACAAUUUUCAUUUGAUUUUUCUGUAUAGGUCCCUCAUAUCACAUGCAAGUUUCUGACUGUAUUUAGAUUUUUGUUGUAAUGUCAGGGUUCUAAGCAUUCUUUUGCCGCUUUUUCUGCCAAAUAGAAAUUUUGUCACAUUUGAAACAUUGACAAACUGUCAUCUGGUAUGCAAAGCCAGAAAAGAUAAAACAUUGUGAAAAAAGUUACUGAGUAUGGGUCAUAUAAGUGUUCAAAGUCACUAGCGUUGAAAGAGUUCACAAUAUUUAAAUUCAAACUUUCUUUUACUUUUGGAAUGGAUUCUUGCUCUUCUGCUAAGCUGACAGCACAAUUGAGCUGUGGGUUCAAAGCAGUUCUCAUAUUUGAAUGCAUUAGGAAUUAUUUAUAUUAGAGAUUCCUAAACUUUUCGAUACGCAAUCUUCUGCAAAUACAUACAUAUUUAGCAUUGUAUGACAGUGCUGUGAGGCUCGGCUUGUCUCGAACUUGAGUCAUUGUGUAUCAAAGUGACACGAACAAUUCGAAUGAAAAGGCUCAGACUCGACCAACAGGUAUACUUGCCUCAACAUGGGUAAUUCGAUGUGACUCUGGGUAGUUCUCAUGCCAUAGUUUGGCCUUCCCUGGUCUAGGGACUUCCCCCUCCCCCCAAACAUUGCAUAAUACAUAUUUCAACUUGUACCACCUUUUUAUGGCUCUAAUGAGAUUAUAAUUAUUUUUUAAUUAGCUCAUUUUUUUGUUUUGUGCGUCAUCGAAUUUGAGACAUAAAACAGGACUACCUUUUUUGAAUUGUCAAUUUUUUAUAUAGCGAUCUUCAUUAGCAAUUAUAAUAUGAUUUUCUUCGAACAUAAUAUUUCUCUGUAAGCCCUGAAUUAACAUACAGAGUACUAGAAGGUGUAUUGUCUUGUAAUGGAGAUGUAUGUGCACCAAGAUGUUGCACAACCUGAACAUAGUAUGUGUACCAGGAUGGGGUUCAGGUUGUGCGCCAUCUUGGUGCACAUACUUCUGGAGCGCCAAAAACCUUACAAGAACCACCAAUUUUACCACAUGUUAACAUGGCUACAUUUUUUCAUUCGUUGUAUGCCUUUUCUUUAGGAAUAAUCAUUUUUAGAAUUUCAAGUAAAUGCAGAGGAAAGUGUUAAUUUCUUGUUCGUGAAAUUCAACCCUCUCCCACCCAGAGUGGGAAAUGCAGUGUUAGCGAAUUCAUAUGCACUCACUGCAGAGUUAUUGUAGCAUAAAUCAAAAAACAGCCUGAUUAUUUGAAUUCAUCAAUUUGCCAGCUUUUUUCGUUCCAGUUAAAAAUUGUCCAAAUGUGCUUUCAUUCAGCUGCCCCAGUUUUCCAUUCUUUCUUUCACCACUUUCUGCUUGCUAUUCAGCGAUGAUAUUCUCACAAAAUAAGCCAUAUAUACUAUUAUAAGUCAUUAUUAAUUUGCUUUAUCACGUAUUGGUGGGGCAAAUCUGGUGAUCAUUUGAGGUAAUAAAUUCUUUGACAAGUU